Medioppia subpectinata is the source of this 5095-nucleotide messenger RNA. Lineage: Eukaryota; Metazoa; Arthropoda; Arachnida; Sarcoptiformes; Oppiidae. The record is from the annotation of a GenBank genome assembly.
AUGUCGACGCCUCCGGUGCCGUACGGCACGCCUCCCCCGCAGCAGUUGGCGGGCCCUCCGAUGCCAGCAAUGCCUCCAAUCAAUCAACUGAUGAUGAAUUACGGGCCACACAAUCAACACAACCAACAGUACUCUCAUUCAGCGCCACCACAACCACAACCGGUUGGGCCCUCUCAACCACUACAGGGACCACCUCUUCAGGGCCCUCACGCCCCACACCCUCCACACCCCCCACAACAGCCACCGCCACAAUCGCAACAACUAUUGCCUCCACCGCCGCCUCAAUCGCCACAAUCCAUGUCUCCAUUGAAUGGCGAUUACAUGACUGCCGGCGCCCAACAGUUCCCGCAGAAUGAAAGCAAACUCAAUGGACAACAAGUGAAUCAAUUGCGGUAUCAGAUUAUGGCGUACCGACUGUUGGCCCGCAAUCAGCCCAUCCCUGACCACAUCACGGCUGCCAUUCAGGGCAAACGCAUCACUCCCUCCGCACCCUCUUCACCACAAUUGCAACCCAUGGGUCCGCCCCCUCCACCCCCUCCUCAGCAACAAAUGCCACAACAGUGGAGACCACCAACAGAUCCAUCACAACAGAUGAUACGUUUGCCAAUGGGUCCGCCCAAUGCGCCACCUGUUGGACCCCCUGUGCCGCCCCCGCAGCAGACAAUGACUACACAUAUGUCUCCAUUACCACCACAAGUACCGCCGCCACUGAUGGCUUCAUCACAGGUUGCAACGCUUCCACCGCCUAAUAUGGGUGGCAAUCAUGUGAAUCAAAUGGCAGUACAGAACUCGCAAACAGGUAACAAGAGUGCGAUGUCUGGUCCGUCUCCACAAGCAAUUGGUGGUUCAAUUGGUGGUCCGACGCCAGUGAACGGCACAUCAAUGCCAUCAAUGCCGCCGCCAUUAAUGAAUGAGUCGGCGAACGGGCCGUCGAUGUCUCAGCAGCAGAUGAACGCAUACCAGGGAAUGAUGGCUCAGCUCCAGCAGCAGAAGCAGAAUCGCGUCACACCUGUGGCCAAACCUGUGGGCAUCGAUCCCAUUGAGAUCCUGAAGGAACGCGAGAAUCGUAUCUCUCAGCGAAUCGCGCAUCGCAUCCAACAGUUGUCAACUCUUCCCGCGAGUUUGGCCCAAGACAUGCGCACCAAAGCUAUGAUCGAAUUACGAGCGCUCAGACUCUUGAACUUCCAGAAACAGUUGAGACAAGAAGUGGUUGCGUGUAUGAGAAGAGACACCACUUUGGAGACGGGUUUGAAUCCAAAGCUAUACAAACGAACCAAACGUAUUGGUUUACGAGAGGCCAGGAUUACCGAGAAGUUGGAGAAACAACAGAAGAUAGAACAGGACCGCAAACGACGGCAGAAACAUCAGGAGUACCUCAACGCUGUGCUCCAACACGCAAAGGACUUCAAGGAUUACCACAGAAACACUUUAGUCAAAGUGUCGAAAGUGAACAAAGCUGUGGCCGUAUAUCACGCCAACACCGAGAGGGAGCAGAAGAAGGAACAGGAGAGGGUCGAGAAGGAGCGCAUGCGGCGGCUCAUGGCUGAGGACGAGGAGGGCUAUCGCAAACUCAUCGACCAGAAGAAGGACAAACGCCUCGCUUUCCUCUUAUCGCAGACCGACGAAUACAUUAAGAACUUAACAGAUAUGGUUCGGCAGCACAAAGACGAGCAGAAGAGGAAGAGACGAUCCCAGAGACGCAAAGUGAAGAAGAAGAAGGCGCCCGAAGAGGCCAAACUCGACGCUAACUCCACCGCUGAUCCCAACAGCUCUUCACUUUCUGAAGGUGUUUUGGACGAGAGUUCGCAGCACUCGGAGAUUCACGUGAAUGUAAUGGAUCCCGAGGGCAAUAUCAUCACCGGUAAAGAGGCACCGGUGGCCUCUCAGCUCAAGGCAUGGCUUGAUGUUCAUCCGGGAUAUGUUGAGGCGCCCAGAGAUGAAGACGAAGACUAUGAGGAGUAUGACGAAGAGGAGUACGACGCGAGUGAGGACGAGGAGAGGGCGGAACAGAUAACGGCAGCGAUGGUACAGCAGCUGCGAAAUCCGGAACAAAAGCCGGGCGCAGCCGUUUCUGCCGAAGACGACGAGUACAACAAAGACUUGGCCGACAAUAUUAAUUACUAUAACAUCGCUCACGGCAUCAGAGAGCAGAUCACAGAACAGCCCACUAUUAUAACCAAUGGCACGCUUAAGGCAUAUCAGGUUAAAGGUCUCGAAUGGUUGGUUUCUCUGUAUAACAACAAUUUGAAUGGCAUUUUGGCCGAUGAGAUGGGUUUAGGGAAGACUAUACAGACGAUUGCAUUGAUAACCCAUUUGAUUGAACACAAGCGUAAUAAUGGCCCCUAUCUGAUCAUUGUUCCGCUCUCCACAAUGUCUAAUUGGAUGCUUGAGUUUGACCGCUGGGCGCCCACUGUUAUCAAAGUUGCAUAUAAGGGCUCUCCAAAUGUGCGCCGAAUUAUAUCAACGAAUCUGAAGUCAAGCAAAUUUAACGUUUUGUUGACUACUUAUGAAUAUGUAAUCAAAGAUAAGGCAAUACUGGCCAAACUUAGGUGGAAAUACAUGAUCAUCGAUGAGGGCCAUCGCAUGAAGAACCAUCACUGCAAACUCACCCAAAUCCUUAAUACACACUAUUCAGCCCCUCAUCGCCUACUCCUCACCGGAACUCCGCUUCAAAACAAAUUACCCGAACUCUGGGCUCUAUUGAACUUUUUGUUGCCCUCGAUAUUCAAAUGUUGCAAUACAUUUGAACAGUGGUUUAACGCACCCUUUGCUACCACUGGCGAGAAGGUUGAGCUCAAUGAAGAGGAGACUAUUCUUAUUAUACGGCGUUUGCAUAAAGUUUUGAGACCUUUUCUAUUGAGACGACUUAAGAAAGAAGUGGAGAGUCAACUGCCAGACAAAGUGGAGUAUUGUGUAAAGUGCGAUAUGUCUGCACUUCAGCGCCUCCUUUACAGACAUAUGCAGAGCAAAGGGGUCCUUUUGACGGACGGCUCGGAAAAGGACAAGAAAGGAAAGGGCGGAACCAGAACUCUGAUGAACUCAAUCAUGCAGUUAAGGAAGAUAUGUAACCAUCCCUUUAUGUUCCAACACAUAGAGGAGGCCUUUGCCGACCACUUGGGACAGGCGGACAAAAUAGUGUCCGGACCUGACCUGUUCCGGGCGUCGGGCAAGUUUGAGCUGUUGGACAGGAUUCUGCCCAAACUCAAGGCAACAAACCAUCGGGUUUUGCUCUUUUGUCAGAUGACUACUGCCAUGACUAUAUUGGAAGACUAUUUCAAUUACCGGAGCUUUACAUACCUUAGACUCGACGGCACCACAAAAGCAGAAGACAGGGGACAACUUCUCGAGCUCUUUAACGACAAGAACUCUAAUUAUUUUGUAUUUUUGUUGUCGACUCGCGCGGGAGGACUGGGACUGAAUCUACAGGCGGCCGAUACAGUGGUUAUAUUCGACUCGGAUUGGAACCCACAUCAGGACCUUCAGGCUCAGGACAGGGCUCAUCGAAUCGGUCAGAAAAACGAAGUGCGAGUCUUGCGUUUAGUGACCGUCAACUCAGUUGAAGAGCGCAUUCUCGCCGCCGCUAAGUAUAAACUCAAUUUGGAUGAGAAGGUGAUUCAGGCGGGAAUGUUUGACCAGAAGUCGACCGGACACGAGCGCAAACAAUUCCUACAGGCAAUCCUUCAAAAUGACGAACAGGACGAAGAGGAAGACGAGAAUGAGGUUCCGGACGACGAGACCAUCAAUCAAAUGAUUGCCAGAAGUGAGGAGGAGUUUGAGUUGUUCCAGAAGAUGGACAUUGACCGGCGCAGGGAUGAGGCGCGCAGUAUAAAGCGCAGGCCUCGCCUCAUGGAAGAGGACGAAAUGCCCGUUUGGCUCAUCAAAGACGACGCCGAAGUGGAGCGGCUCACCCAUGAGGAAGAGGAUGACAAACUGUUCGGUCGCGGUUCCCGACAGCGCAAAGAAGUGGAUUAUAGCGACUCUUUGACUGAAAAGCAAUGGCUUAAAGCCAUAGAAGACGGCAAUUUGGAUGAACUCGAAGUGAGCACUCGGUCUACAAAGCGUCAGAAAGGGGGCAAAGGGAAGGGCAAGAAACGCAAGGCUUAUGACUACGACGAUGACGACGAGAAGCCCACCCCUCAAACCAAGAAGAAGAGGGGCAGACCUACACUCGAGAAACACCCCCCAAACCCACCAAAAUUAUUGGCAAAAAUGAAAAAAUUGCUCAGUUUUGUCAUCAAUUAUGUCGAUUCUGAUGAUAGAGUUCUGUCCGAAGCUUUCCUCGAACUGCCGUCUCGUAAAGAAUUGCCCGAUUAUUAUGAAGUGAUCCGAAAACCGGUUGACAUCAAGAAAAUCAAGAGUCGGAUCUCGAAUCAUAGGUACAGGGGUUUAGACGAUCUUCAGGAAGACUUCAUGCAGUUGUGUCGCAACGCCCAGACCUAUAACGUGGAGGGAUCGCUCAUCUAUGAGGACUCAAUUAUGUUGCAAUCCGUGUUCACUAAAGCCAGAGAGAACUUCGAGAAGAAUGACGAGUCCUUCGCCGAAGACAACAACGACAACAAUGAAGACGACGACGAGGGCGAAGAAGACGCUGAAGAGGAAGAGGACGACGACGACGACUCGAAUUUGAAGAUGAAGAUGAAAAUGAAAUGCAAAUCCAGGUCUUCAGAAGCGUCCACUUCGCGCAACAAACCUCGAAUGGCUCGACAGACCAAGAGAUAUAUCUCCGAUGACGAGGACUCUGACGACACCGAUGAAUGAAAACACAAAUAAAGUGUUUGUUUUUCUUAUAAUUUAAUUUUUCAUAAAAACUCUUAACAAUACAUAAUCGAAAUGUAGACAAAUAUUUAUAAUUUAAAUGAAAGACAUGUGUAAAACAUUGGAUAAUAAAUGUCAGCUCUUUUUUAAUGAAUUGGAAAUUAUUUUAUAUGGAAUUGGAAAAUAGGUGCGAAUGGCCACAGAAAUAAGGGUUAUAUUUGUAAUACAGUAAUACAGUUACAUGUAUUAAUAGCUUAAAAACGCUAUUUUACACAAUACUCAAUAAUGAACUUGAAUUGGAGGGGAGAGAGAGAGAGAGAGAGAGAGAGAGAGAGAGAGA